Molecule: messenger RNA, 1143 nt
Organism: Tripterygium wilfordii
Lineage: Eukaryota; Viridiplantae; Streptophyta; Magnoliopsida; Celastrales; Celastraceae
Product: NEDD8-specific protease 1
Exons: 2
Coding region: 161-874 (237 amino acids)
Biological process (GO): proteolysis
Molecular function (GO): deNEDDylase activity; cysteine-type peptidase activity
Source: RefSeq, a predicted model, not a curated record
AAGAAGCCCAGUACAUUCUGCAAACAGGGGAUAAUUAGACUCCGAAGCGUGAUUCUUUCUUCGGAAUGCUGAUUCUUGCCUUCCAGUCGGUUGUGACGGAACCUCAGUAACAGCGAUUCUCGAGCUCAGCUUCACCUUAUCAUUCACUAUUCGAUCGGAGAUGGGAAAAUCUGCUGCUGAUGAGAAGAUUCUUAGCUAUAAUGAUGUUGUUCUAAGGCGAUCCGACUUGGACAUCCUCAAUGGACCAUAUUUCCUAAACGAUAGAUUAAUCGAUUUCUAUUUCAGUCAUCUUUCCUCCGGCCAUCCUUCUCAGGAAAUUCUACUGGUUACACCUUCAAUUGCGUUUUGGAUGGCAAACUGCCCAGAUAAAGAGAAUCUGAAGGAUUUUCUCGAACCCUUUAAGCUGCGAGAUAAGAAAUUGGUGAUAUUUCCUGUCAAUGACAAUGAUGAUGUGAGCUUAGCUGAAGGGGGAAAUCAUUGGAGCUUACUUGCAUAUGAGAGAAAUUCCAAUGUUUUUGUUCAUCAUGAUAGCAGUGGGGGUAUCAAUAAAUGGCAUGCCAUGCAACUUUACAAGACUGUUGUGGGAUUCAUCUGUGACUCAAAUGUAGAAGGACAUGCCAGGUAUAUAGAUUACACUGAUUCACCACAGCAAGUGAAUGGUUAUGAUUGUGGUGUGUAUGUUUUAGCUGCUACAAGAGUUAUAUGUUGCUGGUAUGAAAGCAGUGAAUCCAAAGACUCCAAUGGCUUGUGGUUUACUUCUUUGAAAGAGCAGGUCAAUCCAUCGGCUGCUGCUGAGAUGCGGAAAGAAAUCCUGGGGUUAAUCGGCGAGCUAAUGGCUGGGAAAUGCACUUCUUCCCCAUCAAAAGAAGCAUAGACGUGAAUUUUACGAGUCAGGAGUUUUAAAAGAUCACUCUUUGUAGGAGCUGUUGAGCAACAAUGAGUCAACACACUUUUGUAUUUUUUGGUACAGAGAUGAAUACUUCUGGUAGAUGACUGACUUCAUUGUUUAAAUUGCAGAAACUAUCAGGAGAACAAUGGAACUUAAUUUUGAGAUGCUCUUGUUGUAGGCAUUGCCUAUAUUACUCUUGUGAUGAACUUGACAACAGUAUGGUAUACUAUCUUUACCUUUGCCUAUUGGCCUGA